AUUCCUUCGCCGUAGUCUGUGACCGUCCGCGACACUGUGAGCGCGUUUCGAUAUUUAAAUUUUCGAGCGCGUUCGAUUUUUAAAUCUCCAAGCGUGUUUGAUAUUUUACGAUUCCAACGAUAGCAGACGAAAGUUUCUAGUGUUUGUGGUUUAAAACAAAGCUCGUAUUUAUUUGAUGUUUCGAAAAAUAAAUUAUUGAAAUAAAAAUGGCUUCAGUGUGGUUUGCAGUGGUUAUUUUAUUAUCAAUUCAGCAAGUUUUCGCAAUUCACCGCGAAUGCGGGGAAUUUAAGAAUUUGAAGAACUGCAACGAUUGCAUCCGAUGUGGUGGACACUGGUGCAAUGAUCCGAAUGAAGUAAAACGAUGUUCGAGAGAUAGAUCUGACUCUUGGUGUAAAGGCAAGACGGAGACACUGUUUACUGCGACUAGGGUCGAGGAGAAAGGCACUCUCUUGAGCCCCAAGUACAUCCUACAGACCCUUGAAGUGGGCAGUCGAACCAGUUUGAACUUUACUUUCCCGUCAAAAACUUCGGAACAGAAGGUGACUUAUAUCGUCAAUUCGACACAAAACUCGGACUUUCAAGUUACGAAGCAAACGUACUGCAAUGGCGAGACUUGUACGACUACAAUCGAAGCGGCUCCCGAGACCACGUUCUGCGCUGCCGAUGGCAAGACAUACGAAUACUUCAACGUAAAAGUGUCAGUGGGUGGUAUUGAGGAGAGUUCAGAGAUAAAGUUCCAUGUGCCUUGCGCGUGUGGGUGCAGCGAGGCAGUGGAGGCGAUGUCUCGAACGUGCAACAGAAGAGGCAGUUAUUCUUGUGGUGUUUGCACGUGUGAAGAGGGAUGGGUAGGCACAUUCUGCGAGGAACCAAUAUGCGAGAAGAAGAGAGGCGACGUACCUUGUAUAGACUCUGGCAGAAACUAUCCGGAGUGUUCAGGCAACGGAGUCUGCGGCCGCUGCGACCAAUGCGAAUGCUUCCCAGACAGGGAAGGCUCCAGAUACUUCGACAAAGACAACUACUGCGCCGACAUCUGCAUGACAAUCAACGACUGCGAACAGUGCCUCGAAAGCCAUUUACCAGGACCGUGCCAGGAUUGCAACUUCCCACUAUUCAAUCGCCCACUCAACCAAACACUAUUGACGUAUAAGGAUGAUUUCAAUAGGAAACUGUGGGUCAAAUGUAAUACCACAAUCAAUGACUGCAACAUCGAGUACGCAGCGAUGAGGGAGAGCAACGGUGAAACAUUCUACAUGAUCAUGAACUCCUGUGAUCCGGUGACGGGUGAACAAGUCGUCGGCGGCGUCAGCUUGACACUCCCAGUAGUUCUGGGCGUGAUAGCAAUUGCUGCAGUGGCCGCCGCGACCGCCGGUUACGUGGUGUGGAAGAACCGAACGCCGCCCAUGCCGCUAACAGAUCCGAUGUACCAGAACAUAGACGCUGAGGACUGCACGGGGGAGAACCCGUUGUACAAACCCCCCACGUCGUCGUUCAAGAACCCUACGUAUGGGAAAUGGUAGCUAGAUACGUAAUACCUGAAUCACCGAGGACCUUGGGGCCAAAGGGUCAACGGUAUACGCGUUGGGGACACUGCAAUACGGCCCCAGUAUCCCGUAUCGAAACCCAUUCCAACACUGCCUGUGAUCAACACGAUAUGAUGAAGAAAUUGCAUUCGUCCGGUGUCGUCGUCGCAAAUUGUAACUAUGUAUACUGUUAGUAAUAGUAGUAGGUGCGUUCUGAUCGUUUAGAAAUGUCCAAUUUUUAAUUCUACUACAAUAUAUCUCUGGUCAAUAAUAAGUACCUAUGAUUUGUGGAAUUCACACUAUUAAGGACGCUAUGUUACAUUUUAUAAUAAAUAAUUGUAAUAUUUGUUAAUUAGAUGUGUAGUUUAUCGACUGCUGCCAAUAUUUUAUCUUUAUCUAUAAAUAUUUUAUCUAUCAUUACACAAUUGGCAAUUUCUAAACGAUCAGUAUAGUAGUAAUAGCGCGUUUUAUGUAAUGCCUCUGUGAUAUUUAAGAUGAUUAAGUAAUAAGUGUUUUAUUUUAUAAAGUGACUCACACGAGUCAUGGUACGUACGUUAUCGCGUAUUUAGAUUAGCAAUCUCGAUUAUUAAAAAAAUACGUGUUGACGCACGGUGAAAUAAGUGGCGAAGUUACGAACGAUUUACACCUGCCGGUUAGAGUGGAUUCAGUAAUAUUCUUCCGUACAAGCGUUGUACGGAACAGUCGGACAAAUGUAUUAAUAGAGUUACUAUUUACUAUAUAUUAAAAUCUCCAAAAUAAUUCAUCUUAUGGACGUACUUACUCUGUUGAGGUUUCACCUGUUACUUGAUGUUAUAUUACAGUAAGAAGGUAACAAGUAGGUACUUACCUUAAUUUUAGUAGCUAUUAGUUCCAAUUAAACGAUUGAUGGAUUUGAUUAAAGUUUAAGUAGUUUAUGAUAAAAAAUAAUCAAUACCUCUGAGAAUACAUCCAGUUACGUACCUUGUAACUGGAUGUAUUCUCAAAGUUAUUGAAUUUAAAUAAUACUUAUGUUGACAGUUAGAUUAACUUAAAUUCGUGCGCUGGUUCGCAGAAGUACAGUUCAUCCGUAAGGUGUAAAUCGAUCAGUAAACGUCACCGUGCUUAGAGAAAAUGUAUAAAAUAUAUUAAAUAGCAUUAGUUUUUAGGUGAUUUAUGAAUUCUGUGUAGAAGUUGAAAUGGGGAGCCAUUAACGUAUGAGUUCAUCCAUUUGUUAGUCAUGACUGUGAAUGGUUUACACACAUUUCUCAAUUAAUGAGGGUACCUUGACAUUGUAAUAACGGCGUCUUAAAUGCAAUUAAAGCUUAUUAUCAGUAGCUUCAUAGAUAUAAUGCUGAUAUGCAAUCCCACAAAUACUUCGUGAUCAAUUGGCUUAUAGGUGCCCUGACUAAAUGAUCUCAUUCGAGUUUACUAUGACUGACAAUUUUAGAAAAAAAUCAAAUAAGUUUUAAGAAGAUGGGUUAGUGACUCAUGGUAUUCGAACUAUUUGUGACUCGUAAACAAUAUAGGAAACUUACAUAGGUAGUAUACCCAACCUAAUUUGCAAAGUACCUACAUUUAUCUACCUUGCAUUAUUUUUCAUUUGUAAUUAAUAUUUUUUGUAUUUCCGUACCUUUUAAUUUUGAUUUUAUACAUACAGGUAUAAUAUUGACAUAAAAGUUGACUUUUUAAACAUACCUAAUAUUCCAGUUUGUAGAAUCGUCAUAGAAUAAUAAUUAAUUAUUCAUUACGUAGAUACGAUACACGGAAAAAAAAUUACGGAAACAGGUAGAGAGAUACCAUUCUCCGAUGAAUACUAAAUCUGAUUUUUUAUGCGAUCUACUACUUACUACCUAUGUACAAAGUUCUUCCGGUAUUUAGUUAUAAGAUUUCAAAAACAAUAUAUUACUCAAAAAACAAUCUUACGUCGUCAACUUUGACGAAUCAAUUUGUAGUUAAUUACCCAAUAAAAACAAAUGUAUUCAACUCUUAGGUAAUUCUCUUACCUUAAUAUACCUUGCAAGGCAGUGUGAGAGGUAACGUUUUUCCAUGGUUUUGUCUACAAGGUAUUAUGUUGCUCUGAAAAUAUGCUACUAUCCCUAUUUUUGUGCACUAUUGUAAAAGGUAUCUUCUACAAAUUGUUAUUUAUAUGUAUAGGUAAAUAUCAACCUAAAAUAUGUUAAACUAUGUAUUACAGACUUAUUUCCUCAUGUGAAAGUAUCUAAAGCACCAGGAAAGUAGGAUAACGCAGCAGUUUUUAAGACGCAGUGGGCGUAAUAUCGCUCGUGAGUUGUGGUCCCAGGCUCCGUGGGCAGAAUCUCUGCUGCGAGUAUCAAACGGAUCUCUUGACUAACGGGUUUUUGUUCAACCUCUGACACAUGCCGAUGCCUACCUACCAACUGCAAACCAGUCACCACAAUACAUUUUGAUAUCGAAAUAACGUUACUCGCUUUUCUUUACUUUGGAAUAUUGACCUAUAUAAUUUGCUUGUAGGUAUAUUAUACAUAUAAGUAGAUUUAUUCUUCAAAUGAUGUAUUUCCUAUAUAACAGCACAAUUUUAUCAUUAUCAUUUGUGGUUAACCUUGCAUCUAUAUUAUUCCAUAAAUAAACUAAAUUCUAGAUCAAAUGUAGAAAAAAUUGUGAUUUGUGAUGAUUGAAACCUUUUUACGCUUUUCAGUUUACGCAUUUUUAAUUUAAUUAAUUAACUUGAAUGUGUAAGGUACCUACCUAAUUUAAGUAGGUACCUAUUUCCAAAUUAUUCGGUAAUUUCAUAGUUAAAUUUUUAUAUAUUAUAAUCUUACAUACAUAGUAUAAAGGUAAACAUCCAAUAAGACAUUCAUUUUUAAUUUUAACAAAUCUAUCAAUCUAGUAGGUUGCCUACCUAGCCUCCAUAUACCUACUCGGGCUUUAAUAUGUACCUAGAUAUAACCUAACUGUUAAACUGAUAAUUAUGUAUGUUAAACGAUAAGUAGGUACGUGUAUAAAUUAGGCUAUGACAACUGCAUUGUACUUGAUAAUGUUAUUUGUAAAUAUUAUUAACCCGUUUCUUUUAUACUUAAUUUAAUCUAUCAGUAGCUUUAGUUAUUCAUGUAACUUAAUCAUAAAUCACCCUCAUUGUGAUUGUCAACAAUAACUUACAUCACAUUAAGUAAAGUUUUGUUUAUUUUUAAUAUUCACUUACAAUAUAAUUUACAAAGAACUGAUUGUAAUGGAUUGCACGUUCUAUUUUUCGUACCUAGUACUUACUCUUUGGCGCAUUGGUUUUUAACAGCACUCUAUGCUACGGCUGUUACAAAACUGCAUUCGAAUCCAAGACCAUUUAGAUCGAAUUCGGACCUCGAUUUUGUUGCAAGUCGCAUAAUAUGAGCUUGCAAAAAGCUAUGUAGGUAAGUACGGGAAAGCGGGAAAUAAUGUUCAAAAAGUUCUGGCGAGCUUUGAAAAAAAUAUACGAAUCUCCGUUACUACGUAAUGUAUUUAAAAUGUAAUAAAUGUGUAGGAAUAAGUAUUGUAUAAUCUAGCUUUUUAUACAUUUGUAAAUUUGUACCAGCUGCCUGAUGCCUGACUGGGGUGAUCUGAAUGAAUCGUAAGAUUGUUACCUAAUAAAUCGACUAAUAAUACUUU
This is a messenger RNA of Bicyclus anynana (squinting bush brown), 5117 nucleotides long. Its product is annotated as integrin beta pat-3. Gene Ontology annotation, cellular component: cell surface; integrin complex; focal adhesion. Gene Ontology annotation, molecular function: integrin binding. The record is from RefSeq and is a predicted model, not a curated record. Gene Ontology annotation, biological process: cell adhesion mediated by integrin; cell migration; cell-matrix adhesion. The coding region runs from base 207 to 1517 and encodes 436 amino acids. NCBI's taxonomy places the organism in Eukaryota, Metazoa, Arthropoda, Insecta, Lepidoptera, Nymphalidae. The transcript has 7 exons.